CUGAAGCAUCGUGCGGCGCCGGCAGUCACUCUCGCUGGGAACGAGCGAAACCCCCGAUAAACCACAUCCACUUCGGCAAAACACCAAAAGAGGUGUUUAUAAAAUGCGACAGGACUGCAUAAGUGUCGUCCUUGGCUCUGUGUGAAAUUAGGCUCUUUAGAGGUUUUUUUUUAUAUUCAUUUCGACUCGCCUGAUUUUAUUCCGCCGCCGGGAUGGGAGAAAUGGUCAGUGAGUAGCCCAGUCGGGGACGGCUCUGCCGGGUAACUCGCCAUGGCUCAGGACACGUCGCCGCGGCUUUCUCCGACUCCCGAGUGGAUAUUAGCAGCCUACGAGGGGAGCAAUGCCUCCAGCGAGAUCCAGUCCAAUCUCACCCAAAACAACACCAAGCCGUUCUUCCUGGACAUGAGAGGCAGCGUGCUCCUGCCAUUCAUCUACUUCGUUGUGUGCGUGGUGGGACUGAGCGGCAACACCCUGGUCAUCUACGUGAUCCUGCGAUACGCCAAAAUGAAGACGGUCACCAACAUCUACAUCCUCAACUUGGCCAUCGCCGACGAGCUCUUCAUGGCCGGACUCCCCUUCAUCGCCAUCCAGGUGGCCAUGGGUUACUGGCCCUUCGGCCAGGCUUGCUGCAGGAUUCUGAUGACCGUGGACGGCAUCAACCAGUUCACCAGCGUCUUCUGCCUGACGGCGAUGAGCGUCGACCGCUACCUGGCCGUGGUCCACCCCAUCAAGUCUUCGCAGUGGCGCAAGCCGAGGAUGGCCAAGUUGGUGAACGUGGCGGUGUGGUUCAUCUCGCUGCUGGUCAUCCUACCCAUCAUGAUCUACUCGGGGGUGGUGCAGAACGCCCCCAGGAACAGUAGCUGCACCAUCAUCUUCCCCAGCGAGGACCAGAUGUGGUACACCGCCUUUACCAUCUACACAUUCGUACUGGGCUUCGUCCUGCCCUUCACCAUCAUCUGCCUCUGUUACCUCAUGAUCAUCUUCAAGGUGAAGGCUUCGGGCAUCCGUGUGGGAUCGUCCAAGCGCAAGAAGUCCGAGAAGAAGGUCACCAGAAUGGUCUCCAUCGUGGUGGCCGCUUUUGCUUGCUGCUGGCUGCCCUUCUACAUUUUCAACUUGGUCCCGCUGGGGGUGAACGUCCUGCCUACACAAGCCUCCAAAGGCGUUUUCGAGUUCAUAGUCCUCCUGUCGUACGCCAACAGCUGCGCCAACCCGAUCCUUUACGCCUUCCUGUCCGACAACUUCAAGAAGAGUUUUCAGAACGUGCUGUGCCUGCAGAAGGUUAGUGGCCUGGACGAGGUAGACCGCAGUGACAGCCGCCAGGACAAGUCAAGGCUGCAGGACGUCACCGAAACGCAGCGGACUCUCCUGAACGGCGACGACCUCCAGACCAGCAUUUAAACCCAAGCCGAGAUCGCCGCGUACGAGGGUCCCAGCCCCAUCCCACGGGAACGCCUCCAGGGCUCCGGUUUGAGAUUCUCGGUGAGUCCUGUUUCCAACCGGGUCCGACGAGGUCCUCCCAGCCUCAAGCCCGGCCCGUGGCUCGCAGGGUUCUGUCACCCAACCCGCAUUUACGCCUCCGCCGGUGUUACUAAUUCAUAUGAUUUAAUCUUAUGCCGCACACGCGAUUCGUUCAACCCAUGUGUCGACGUUAUUUAAGUGUGCGGAUUGUACAGCGGCAGAGGGUGAAUUGCAGUAAUUAUCCGAUGUUUUCUCAGUUCUGUUUACUGGAGAGAAUCAGGACGUAGCGGCUUUUCUGCCACUCCGGUUAGAGAGGCCGAAUGCUGCAAACGCCUCACAGUCCCGCAACCAGCCUUGUGUUUUAAAGCUCAAGCAUUAUGAACACCAAGAGAAAGUUCAGCUGUUUGAAAGCGUUUCAGCAUCGUUUUUCUUAUGGAAGCUGCUCCAGCUAAUUCGUCUUAAUUAUAAUAUGAAAUAUUUAUAUUACCGUAACCUGCUCCUCUGGGGGAAAACUUCAUCACGAGGGACUGACCGAAUUCGUUCUCUAUGAGGAAGCUCCGCAUACAGCGUGUCAGUGGGAUAACAGCCCCGGCUCUCCACUUGUUGGGAAAGUUUGCAGAUUGAUCAAAUGAAUACUUCUGUAAAUAUGUUUUCUACGGCCCAGUAAUUUGCUAGUCUGCACUAUCAUGCUCGGCGUUUGCUGCUUUAAUCCAGGUGUGGGUUCUGUUUCCAAAACCCGCCGGUGUCGGCGUUAACGUUGCUGUUUCAGUUCUAACGCCCUCACAAUGAAUGACCCCACACACGUGCACCAUUUCAAUCGCUCUGUAAACUCGCUAAUGGCAAAACGUGAACAAGAAAUGAGCCCACUUUUUCACUGCGGAUUUUUAACCAUGUAAGUUCUUGGAAAGGUUUUAAUUUAAGAGGCGCUACAUCGCAUUGAAAGAUUCCCCAAAGACAACAGAGGUUGGAAGUCUGAAAUAAAACAAAAACAGGUCGGGCAAGCUGUGUGGGAAGGGAAACAGAGUGAAUGUUUCAGGUCAAGCAUCCAAGGGGCGGCUGGUUAUGCUUGAUAUGCUAAUUAGAGUCUAGGGAAAAUUUAAAGUAUUAUCAGAAUAGGUACUGUAUGUGUCACCACAUAGUAUAUUGAGAUUGAGAAAGGGUUCUAUGCUAAACUUAUCAAAGGAGUCCACAUCCAUGGAAAAUUAAUAGUUAAUAUCUGAUAAAAUUCCAUUAACUUCACAUCAACACAUAAUCAAUCAUUUUUUUUGCUUUUGUAUAUUUACCAUUGUGCUCCAAUAUGUAGUUUUAGUGGGUGUGAUUGUUUAGAAAAGGCCUGAGUUACUGAAUGCCUGCGAUGUAUAGAGUUUGUGGAUGAGUCAAAACAUUCUUUAAUAAGUUGAUGUGGUGAGAUAGAAAAAACAAAUGUUCAGCUUCCGACUUUUCGUUCAUGACAAGAAUACACAAAGGUCUAAGGGGUGGAUUUGGCCCACCAAAAUUGUGUCAAAUGCCAAAAAUUAUGCGAUUAUUUGAGCUGCUUUUAUUAUCUAACUUCGUCCUGUUUAAAUGGUGUCCACCAUACAAACCCAAGGCUAGAGAUUCGUGCUGCAUGUUCUGUUAGCGAGCUUUCAACCAAGAACACACAGACUCAGUUGUUUAAUGGAUAACAUCAUUGCAAAAUUUAAAAAGCCUCACUUUAUCACAGUUUUCAUAUUGGAAAUAGGAAAUUCCCAAAGACGUAGAUAAUUGGAAAUCAGUUUACCUUGCUGUUCGAGUCCUAAGUAGGGCAGAUACAAAAGAGUUUCUAUCUACUGCUACAAUUUUCUAAAUUACUUCAUCUAAUGUGAACAUAUACAAAAUCAAAAUUAUUUGAACAUAUCUAAUGGAUAUACUUUUUAUUUCUGCUGUUUUAAGGCACUUUAUUGGAUUUUGGACUCUAGAUUUCACAAUACUUUUCCAAGCAAUAUCAUUAAUCCAUAUGAAUCAUCAGUUAAAAUUAUGCUGACAUUACUUAUAUAAUUUAUUAAAUAUCCUUCUACCUUUUAAGAGCAUACUCUCCCAUGCCUGGUCCUCCAUUAUUCAAAUUCAUUUUAUUCCAUAUUUAUACUUGCUUAGUUAACUUUCUUCUUUUGUAAAUACUACAGCCAUAUACGGUAAACAUAACUCUCUUAUCUGUUGGAUUGGCACACUCAGCACUCAGGUUUUUAAAAAGAAAACAUUCUGGUUUAUACAGUCUGUAGCUUUAAACCUGGUUUUGAGCUGCCAGAAACUGCGGUGUAGUUGACCCCUGAGAAAAGCCCCCUUUCAUCAAUGGCUGCUGAUGGUUAUGUCUGGAGCAAUAUCUGCAGUUAAUUCUGACAACAAUAUUUACUGCAGUAGAGGACCUUUCUACUCUUACUGAUGCAGUGAAGCUUUUUCUCAGUUCCAGUACAUUACAUUGAAAAGCAAGGUUAUUGAAACAGUGAAGAGGCUACAGUACUCACGUGCCUUGGAUCUUCCAUUGGUGCCGUGUUGUGAAGUAUAUUUUUAACUAUACAUUUAAAAUCAUAUUUUUACAUAUGUAGUCUAUAUGUUAAACAAGACAUACAGCAUUUACUAACUGUGUACUCUGAUAGAUGGCUGCUUUUUAAAAAAUAUUCUUUACCCUCUUCAACACACACAAAAUACUGGAGGAACUCAGCAAGCCAGGGAGCACCUAUGGAAAUUAACAAACAGUCGAUGUUUUGGGCUGAGACCUUCUUCAGGACUGGAAACGAAUGGGGAAGAUGCCAGAAUAGAAAGGGAGGGGGUGCGAGAGGGGGGUAGGAGGAUAGCUAGAAGUUGAUACCUGAACCCAGGUGGGUAGAAAAGAUAAAGGGCUGGAGAGGAAAGAAUCCGAUAGGAGAGAUGAGUGGUCCAGAGGCAAAGGGAAGGAGGAGGGGACCCAGGGGGAGGUGAUAGGCAGAUGAGAAGAGUUAAGAGCCUAUUAUCAGAAUAUAAGAAGAGGGGAGGUCAAGGGAAUUUUUUUUACCAGAAGGAGAAAUCAAAUUUAUGCCUUUAGGUUGGAGUCUACCCAGAUGGAAUAUAAGCUGUUGCUUCUCCACCUGAGGGUGGCCUCAUCUUGGCACAAGAGGACGCCAUGGACCAGCAUGUCAGUAUGGGAAUGGGAAUUGGAAUUAAAAAUUUUCCUCCUAAGAUACAGCCUCAGGGUUGGUAGUAGUAACUACUUCCAAUAUGCUUCAGUUCAGGUAGAGAAACAGAGUUGAACUUACCUGGCCAUAUGCUGUCUGGUGAAGAGACCCAAGAGUGGUCUGACAGAAGCACGUGACCUUAUCCAUGUACAUCGAAAAUGGAAUCCAAGUCAAGCAGCCAGCAUGGCAAUCAGAAGUUAGCAGCACCUUUACAAAUCUGUAUAUUUUUAUCUGUCAGUUUUAUAAGAUCAUGGAACCCACAGCGCAGAACAAGUUGGAUUUGUUUUGAAUGGAACAAAUUAUCCUUAUUAAAGGAAAUAAUAAAUCUGCCACUCACAGAGCCAAAUUUCUUAAUAGAAUAACAUUUUUGAUUGAUAAUUGUGACUUCAUCAAAUAGGCAAAAAUGCUGAUUUAUUCAUCCACAUUCAAAGGUUCAUGAUCAUUUCAUUAUGACUUUUUUAAUACAUCAAAAGAAUUUUCAAAGCAGUGGACAUUAUUAUAGACCAAUAAUUCCCAACCUGGGGUCCAUGGACAUCUUGCUUAACGGAAUUGGUUGAUAGCAUAAAAAAGGUUGGGAACCCCUGUAUAGAUACAAUUUGUUACCUAUGCUCAAAUAUAGAUGACCAGGACUUCAGAGUAGAAUAUGUUAAAUUUUCCACGUUGAUUUGGAUGACAGUCUUGCACUGGGCCAGACAAUACACAAGUUUCAGCUGUGCUCGGAAAGUGGGUUCGUGACCAUUUCGGUUUUAAGCAGCUUUGCAAUGAUAUUUAUAAUGUUUAGACUUGGCAAUGACCAUGGGAUUGCCUGGAGUUUGAAUCCACCAGAGACAACUCAGAACUUCCAAUUUCAAAUCAGAAAUUAAUACCUACACUUUGUGGCCACUUUGUUAGGGUGCAGGAGAGGAACCUGUCGUGCUCCUCAGCUGCUGUAGCCCAUCCACUUCAAGGUUCGACAUGUUGUGUGUUCAGAGAUGCUCUUCUGCACUUCACUGUUGUAACGUGCGGUUAUUUGAGUUACAUCACCUUCCUGCCAGCCUGAACAAGUCUGGCCAUUCUCUUCUGACCACUCUCAUAACAAGGUGUUUUCACUUACAGAGCUGCCACCCACAACAUGAUUUUUUUUUUUGCGCCAUUCUCUGUAAACCCUAAAGACCGUUUUUGUGAAAAUCCCAUGCAAUCAGUAAUUUCUUAGAUAUCAAACCACUCUGUCUGGCAUCACCAGUCAUUCAAAGGUCAAGUUCACUUAGAUCACAUGUCUUCCGCAUUUUGAUGUUUGGUCUGAACAACUGAACCUCUUGACCAUGCCUGCAUGCUUUUAUGCAAUGAGUUGCUGCCAUGUGAUUGGCUGAUUAGAUAUUUGUAUUAACGAGCUGAUGUACAGAUUGACCUAAUAAAGAGGCCACUGAGCAUAAUUUUAAAUUGACAAAGAGCAAAUGUCACUAUAAAAUGUUGCAGGAAUUGCAAACACUGAUCAAAGAACAUACCUUUGCAUUAAGAAAAAAAUGUCUGUGUUAAUACAAGAUAUCUUCUGCUUGUUAUGGUGAGUGUAACGUGUGUAAACUUAUCCUAAGUCUUUGCAAGUUUAUCAGAACUAUAACAAUAGCAUUUCAAGUACUAACAAAACACAACAAAGGGGAACAUUGCUACUAAAUUGCCGAAGAUAAACUGAAAAAAGUUUUUUUUUAGGAAAAUGAGUGUAUUUAUUACAGCUGCAGUAGAAACAUCUCUUCCACUGAUCACUUUCUACAAAGUAAAAGAAUGACUUUUUCUCCAUGGUCAAGUAUUACAUGGAAUCUCUGCAAGGAAUAUAUUCUGAAUAAUAGUCUUAGUUUAAAUAAAUUGCAAGUCUGUAAUUGUCCAUUAAAGAUCUUUUGAUCUCUGCAGAAAUUCCCAAAUGCCAUAUUAUAUGGCUUAUUUAAAUGGCUUGGCACAGUCUAGAUGGGCCAAAGGACAUGUUUCUGUGCACUACAUUUCUAUAACUCUAUAUAAACUUAAAGCAAAAUGUACCACAUAUGCCGAUAAGAAUGUUCAUAACUCUUAAGACAAGUAUUUUAAAAAAUGAUAUGAUUUCUCAUUCAAGGUUUCUUCUUUGUAUGUCUCAGUGAAUGCUUGUUGCAGUAUAAAAAAGCUGUAUUGUAAGAUAUUUUCAAUAUCUGUUAAGAUCUAUUGUAGAGGAAUUUCUUAAAUAUAAGGGUCAGAAGUUCACUUACGGUUACCAGUGUUAAAUAUUUUGAAGAGUAUCAGUUACAGGUUGUAUUCACUUAAGACCAUAAGAUAUAAAGCAAAGUUAGGCCAUUUAGCCCAUCAGGUCCGCUCUACCAUUCUAUCACAGCUGAUUUCCUAUCCCUCUCAAACCCAUUCUCUUGUCUCUUCAGUUCCAUUAAAAUGACAGAGUUAAAUCUGAGCAACUGAGCAUGACAGGCAGCGGAUAUUCUCACCUACAGUUAGCACGUGACCAAAGAUGGUGCCUCAUCCAAGAUUUUUCGUAAAAGCAAACUUAACAACAAUGGUUUCAUUAUUAUAUUUUUUCCCAGGGAAUAAUUACCUUCUGCUGCAAGACGCUGUAUGUAUCAAAUUUAGAUCUCAUCUAUUGAAAGUUUCAAGUAAGCUGUUAAUGGAUCCAAUGCAAUCAUUGACCUCGGCCCGGUAAUAACCAAAUAGUCAACAUUUUCAAUCAUGCAAAGAAAAGUGGCAACAUAAGCAGUGUAAAUGGGAAGACAAAAUGAUUUAAAAGACAAUAAUAGUCUGGACAGAAGUAGCUUGGCACUGAGACCAUCGUGAUAUGCUCAGCCUUUUCAGCUUUCAGGCCUUUCUUCUACUGCCCUCUAAUGUUCUUUGCACGUCAACUUCAAAAACUGUGGUUUUAUCUGUUAGGAAUCUUUUACAUCACCCAGCUAUAGGUUCUCUGAUAUAAAAUGUUCACUAUUCUAAUCAUUUCCUGUCAUGAACACUCUUGAAAUAAUGUAUACUCUAUAAUUGGAGAAAGGAUUAGCACUGUAAUCUCGUUGUCCUGAGCAAUGACAAUAAAGCUCUAACAAUGAUAAAUGAUAACUGAGUCAUGUUCCACACAUACUAUGUCUCAAUGUUGCAACAAUAACAGGAAAAUUCACAUAAGUGAUUAUGUGGAUUUUAGAUAACUUAUCUACAGCGUAAAAGGGUCAUGGAAUGUUCUCUUGAAUCGUUUGAAGAGAGUGUAUAUCACGUGUAUUUAAUUUUCACAACAUGAUUGACUGUACUGAUACAAAUAUUGCUCUACAGCAAAAUCAGAACACAAACUUAAUAUUGAUAAUACUAUUAUGUAUGUGGAUAGGGGUGGGGGGUUGAAUAGCAGGAAAGUAAAUUACUUACUCAAAAGCAAGAUGAGCCAACCAAAGCCCUUUAAAAACAAAUCUGGAAAAGGAAAAACUGUAACGGCAGAUUUGUUCAGUAGUUAAUAUGUCAAUCUCCACAGCUGAAAAGAGAAUAAUAUAUAUACAUUAAAGACAAUAAUAAUGGAUCAAUUACUCUUCCUCUUCUUAAGCCCUUCAACCGUAUUGGGCCGCCAACAGCAGCUCACAAGAGUCAUCUGUCCUUGGUCAGUUUUUCAUGUUGUCCCCACGUGUUUCCAGGUGCCCAUUUUCAAAUAUCCUUCCUCUGUCAGGGAUGAGGACUUUGGAGCUCCUGUUGGUGUUUCUGUAGCCCUGGGUUUUUAGGAAUGAAGUUGCUAAUCCCAUUUUCAGCCCUCCUCUUUUCACAGCCAGGCUUGGGACCAUCCAUGGUGAAGUUGCAUCAACAUCUCAGUACUGUUUAAUCAAGUUAAGCAAGGAAGAAAACUGCUAUAAAUGAUAAUUACAUGAAAGUUUGAGAAAUAUUCGGGUUUCUGAAGAAAGCAAGCAAUGAAGUUGUAAAUGCUUUUGUCAUAAUCUUCCAAAGUUCUCCCAGUUCAGGAAUAAUGCACCAAGAAUGAAAAAUGUGUCUGUGUAACUUCAUAAUUUAAGAAAACUAAAAGAGAGAAUUGCAGAAAUUUGUCUAACUCUGUUGUGGGGAAACUUUUAGAAUCUAUAAUUAAGAACAGAGGGAUCAAGAACUUUGAGAAAUUUGGAAUAAUUAAAUUAAUGUAGCUUUUCAUCAACUUCUAGGAAGAUUCUGCAUUAAAAACUGACUCUAAGAUCAGCCUUUGACACCUCAACCAAUUCUAACAAUGGAAGUUGAUGGAUUAAGCAAGAUGCCAAAACUGGGGUAAAUGCAACUAAACACAAGUAAAUGCUUUGGAUCAAAGGAACGACAGAUCCAUUAUCAGCUGUGGUGGUAGUAGUAGUGGCAGAUAUAUUAGGGACACUAUCAGGAUAGAUGCAUGGAUGAUAGUACAAUGGGGGGCUAUGUAGGAAGGAAGUAUUUGAUUAAUCUUAGAGUAGGGUUAAAACCUCAUGAGUCAAAGGGCCUGUAUUUUCCAUGUUUUACAGCAAUUGAAGACAAAUGAGAUUUGGGAACUUGUGUUUGGUAAUUAUGGAUAAAAAUCAUCAAAACUAUUCAUGGAGUACUAGCCUUUACUCAAGAGGAUUGCAAUAUAAAGGAAAUAUUACUUCAGAUUUUUAAUGCGCUGGUUAUUGAGUACGCUGAUCGGCGCUUGGCGUGCAGCUCUGAUUCAUCAGAAAGUUUACAGGUUAGAUGAUGAAGCUAGAUAAGACAUAUUCAAAGGAAUGUGGAAUGUUAAAGGUUGAUUUAUGCAAGAGACCUAGGACUUGGAGAGGAAUGGAUGUAGACAGGAAGUUAUUUCUUAUUGAUAGGUGAAACUAAGAUGAAAAAACAAGCCAAGAGCUUCAGUAGUAAAGAAUCAUAGUCAUAGAAAAGUAUAGCACAGAAAUAGACACGUAUAGCUCACCUUGUACAUGCCGAUUGUUAUGUCUACCUACAUUAAUCCUGUUUACUGGCAUUAAACCCAUAUCCCUCUUUUCCUUUCCUAUCCAAGACCUGUCCAAACAUCUUUAAGUAAUGUAAUUGUACCUGCCUCCACCAUACCCUUGGGUAGCUUAUUUAGAUGGUCACUACACUCUGUAUAAAAAAAAAACAUACCCCCCAAAUUUCCUUUAAAUUUCACACCUCCCACGUUUAACCUGUGCUCUCUAUCUCUAGAUUCCACUGCCUGGGGACAAUGAACCUGACUAUCUAUCUUUUCCAUCCUCAUAUUUUUAUAAACCUUUAUAAGGUCACCCCCCCCCCACCCCACUGUAUCUACAUUCUAGUGAGAAUAAUUUCAGCCAAUGCAUCUCUUUUUAUAAUGAGAGUGUUUCAUUCCAAAUACCUUCCGAGUUAAUCUCUUCUGCCAUCUCUAUUGCUGCCACAUCCUUCCUACAGUAUGAUGACCAGCAUCAUACACAAUAUUCUAAGUGUGGUCUGCCCAGUGUAAUGUUCCAACUCUUAUUCUCAAUGGCUCUGCCUAUGAAAACAAGCAUUCUAAAUACCUUUUCCAUUACCCUAUCCACCUAUGCUAUCACUUUUAAGGAGGUGUGGACUUGCACCUCAAGGUCUCCCAGUCCAUCAAUACUCUUGUGGUCUAGUCACCUUUCUAUACUUCUGACCAGAAUUUUACCUCCCAAGCUUCAUGACCUUACUCAUGCCCGGAUUAAAUUCCACCUGCCACUGGUCUGCCCAACUUUCCAGCUGACCCCUGUCCCACAGUAUUCUUAGGUAUCCUUUUCAUUAUCUAUCUCUCCGCCAAUGUCCGUGUCAUCCAUAAAGUAAGGAAAAACUUUAGUAUAGUUGGAAAUAACUUUGCUAGUUUUGGGAAAACUUCUUCAUGGUGGAGGUGUAAAGCUCUGUGGCAGAGAAAAGAGUUGGUAGUUUUAACAGAGUGAUCAAUAGGCUUUUGCUCUUCUUGGGUAUUUUGGAUAUAUUGAGUCAAGGCAAGGUGAUGCAGUUGAGCUAUGGUCCUGUUGUGACUGACUGGGUCACUGAAGCUAGGUGAUAUAAAGGCCUUUAUUCAACUCAACAGAUCUUCUGGAGAGAACCUAAUUCUCCUCUCCUCACACAAUGUGUGAACACCUCAAACACCUUUCAACCACAAAGAUUACAGUUAGCUACAGUUUCAAUGGCAACAAUCAUCUAACAUUAGAAAUGUAGACGGAUAACUACAGAAUUAAAUAUUAACAAUGGGAUCACAACCCAAUUAGCAGAACCCUUUGAUUAUUCCAACACCAGUACUGGUUCAAGCACAUAUUCCAGAUACCCAAAAUUUACCCUUUUUGCUACAGUGUAGAGGAAUGGCUCCCUGAAUAUACAACCAGCCAGAGUAUUAAGUGACCCUGUCUAAAACUGUGUGUUAAUUGGCAGGGAUACAUCUUUAACGAUGUGUUAAUACGGGAGAGAGCAGCACUGCCUGUUAGGAGUUUGUACGUUUCCCCUGGGUCCUCUGGUUUCCUCUUACAGUCCAAAGACAUUCCAGUUGGUAGGGUGAAUUGGUCAUUCUAAAUUGUCCCGCGGCGAGGCUUGGGAAGUGGCUGAGUGGCGUAGCCCAAAGGGCUGGAAGGGCUGUAUCUCAAUAAAAUAAUGCCUUCCCCAACCUCGUCCUGAAAAUUUCAAUGACCUCCAAAUAACAUGAAUCUCUAUCGUCUUUCCCUCAAUAGUUUCUCGAUACAGAAUCUGAACAUCCCACACCCUGAUGAAGGGUCUCAAUCCAAAGCAUCACUCUUCACUUCCCUCCAUAAGUGCUGUCUGACCCCUGAGUUCCUCCAGCAAUUUUUUUUUGCAUUGUUCCACCUCCAAUGAAUGGUUUCAGUAGCCUUAAAACAUCGGUUGAAGAUCAAUUUAAUUCCUGAAGAAUCAUUCUCAUUUUUCUUAAUGCACAUUCAUAAUUAUCAACUCCAGAAUCAUCUCUGAGUUCCCGUUGGUACAAAAGAGGUCUCUGAAAGGUCUCCUCUUAGUCUUAUUAUGCUGCCUCCAUUUUUCAAUUAUGGAAAUAGCUCAUCCUUUACUUGGGUCUUUUAGUUUCAAAUGCUCAUGUGGCUGUUCAUAAUCUGUUCAACCUCAAACCUCUGCACAGUGUGUUCCAGUUAAUUAAAGACUGAGUAAAUGUUUUAGCAUGUUUGUAUAAAUGGGACAGAGAGCUUUACUAUAUAAAGGUACAUGAAAUUAACUGGCCUAAUAGGUCAGUUGCAAGGUAUCGCUUUCAAUGUUUUCUAUUUACCAUCCAUGCAAAGUUUGAUGAUGCACUUUCAUUAAAAUUAGCUAUUUUUAUGAUAAAAAAUUGUAAUAUAUAACAUUGGUACCUGUUUAUAGAGCCUUGCUUACAUCACUUCUAUUUAUUUUUGUAAAACCCCUUAGCUGAGUCGUGUAGAAAUUCCAUUCCAUUUAUUAAGUGCUUGUAAAUUAAAAGGUUCUUCCUAAAUAUUGUGUCAUUGAAAUAGCUGAACCUGGUGCUUCAAUAUUAUUUCAUUAUUAUGCAUAAAUGUAAAUCAGAUUUAUAAUCGAGUUGUUUACAGGAUUGUGUAGUA
This is a messenger RNA of Hypanus sabinus (Atlantic stingray), 12094 nucleotides long. Its product is annotated as somatostatin receptor type 2-like. Gene Ontology annotation, molecular function: neuropeptide binding; somatostatin receptor activity. Gene Ontology annotation, cellular component: membrane; neuron projection. The transcript is spliced from 2 exons. Bases 271 to 1398 code for a protein of 375 amino acids. The record is from RefSeq and is a predicted model, not a curated record. Gene Ontology annotation, biological process: cellular response to glucocorticoid stimulus; neuropeptide signaling pathway; cellular response to estradiol stimulus. Lineage: Eukaryota; Metazoa; Chordata; Chondrichthyes; Myliobatiformes; Dasyatidae.